Molecule: messenger RNA, 1159 nt
Organism: Anneissia japonica
Lineage: Eukaryota; Metazoa; Echinodermata; Crinoidea; Comatulida; Comatulidae
Product: otolin-1-like
Exons: 2
Coding region: 329-1039 (236 amino acids)
Molecular function (GO): protein binding
Source: RefSeq, a predicted model, not a curated record
AGUUCAAUAUUAUUCGGACAUACAUCUGUAAAAUAACUUUAAACAGAACUAUGUUCUUAAAUAAUACAAAGUAAUAUUAGUUUCUGGAAUCAAUGACAAAGUUGUUCAACCUCAUUUUAAUCCAUCUGUGCUCACAAAUAGCAAAAGUUCAAGAAAUCUGAUUGUAUAUAAAGGUACAGUAAAAUCAGAACAACAGUUCAUUCGGUAUACAAGAAUGCACUAAAGAAACAGCACACAGGGAAACUGUAAACUUCUCUUACUAACAUCAUACAAGACAAAGGACUUGAAAGAUUUCAUUAGAAGAUUUAGAAAAAUCUUUAGAUUCAAAAUGUAUCUAGCAAUUGCCAUACAACUCAGCAUUUUCUGCAUCAUCCAAGCAGCUAAUCUAGAUGAGGACAAAGCCUGUGGUGACUGUUGUGCUGCAGGGACUCAUGGAAUUCCUGGCACACACGGUGCCCCUGGUGCUCCAGGCCCAAUAGGCCUAAAAGGAGAUAUCGGAGUGAAAGGAGAAAAAGGAAACCAAGGUAUAGAUGGGAAAGAUGGGCUUGAAGGUAAAAUGGGAUCAAUUGGUCUAACAGGUGCUACAGGUGAGAAAGGUGAAAGAGGAGAGAAAGGCGAACAAGGUACCCUAAACAACCAGCCUAAAUCUGCGUUCUCGGUUGCAUUUAUGAACAAUCCUGGCCGUCAUCCAAUUGUUCCAAUGAAAUACACAACAAUAUUCACAAAUGUGGGUAGUCACUACAAUGCAGAAACAGGCAAGUUUGUCUGUCAACAUCCAGGCACCUACGUCUUCCAAUUUACAUCAGGGUCAUCUAACAAUGAAAACAUUGUAACACAAAUCAUGAAGAAUGGGCAACGUGUUGUCUCAGCAUUUGAGAGUGGUCCCGGCUACAAAUCAAUUGGAAACAUGGUUGUUCUUGAUUUAGUAGCAAAUGAUGAAGUGUGGACUCAGCCUCUAAAUACCAACUAUAACUAUUACUAUAGUAACAGUAAUACCUACUGUACAUUUUCAGGCUUCCUGCUUUAUGCAACAGCAUAAAGGAUUUUAAACAAACUAUUAAUACAAAUUGCAAACCAGCAACUUGCAACAGAGGCUUUUAUGAAAAAAACUACGCAGAUAUGAAAAUUCUGUUAAUAUUCGAUUCCUUUCAUCUUUUUA